Molecule: messenger RNA, 2674 nt
Organism: Neocloeon triangulifer
Lineage: Eukaryota; Metazoa; Arthropoda; Insecta; Ephemeroptera; Baetidae
Product: sodium-dependent neutral amino acid transporter B(0)AT3
Exons: 12
Coding region: 132-2216 (694 amino acids)
Biological process (GO): sodium ion transmembrane transport
Cellular component (GO): membrane
Source: RefSeq, a predicted model, not a curated record
CAUGCGGAGUGCCUGCCUCAGUCGAACCCGGGUGGACGCGCGACCAGCACGGAGAAAACGAACGCACGUCAAUACUCGGCGCGAACACACAAAACGUCUGAAAGACAUUUUAACGGGGUGGGCCGCUGACGAUGGUGAACAAGGACGGCGGCAGUGCCCACAUGGGCCGCACCAACAACAGCCUGCAGGUGCCGAACGGCAACAACGGCACGCAGCACCACGAGUUCAACUCGAUGAAUAUCGAUUCGGACGGCUCCGGAGUCGGAGUCACCAUAGUCCUGCCGGAAAAGCAGGAGCGGGCCGCGUGGGAUAACAAGCUGCAGUUUUUCCUCAGCAUCAUCGGCUACUCGGUCGGGCUGGGCAACAUUUGGCGCUUUCCCUAUCUCUGCCAGCAGAACGGAGGAGGCGCGUUUCUGAUUCCGUUUUUCAUCAUGCUCAUCCUCGAGGGCAUCCCUUUGUUCCUGGUUGAAAUCGGCAUUGGCCAGAAGCAGCGGUUAGGCGCCCUCGGCGUGUGGAACAUUGUGCACCCCUGGCUCGGAGGACUGGGCAUUGCCAGCUGCGUGGUCACUUUCUUUGUGGCCCUUUAUUACAACGUUAUCAUCACCUGGUGCUUCUACUAUUUGUUCAACUCGUUCCAGUAUCCUUUGCCGUGGGCAGAAUGUCCAUUGACAGCAAAUGGAACCAAAGUGGAGGAGUGCGAGCUUAGUUCAGAGACAGCCUACUUCUGGUACAGGCAGACCCUGGACGUGUCGCCGUCGAUGGAUGACAGCGGCGGCCUCAAGUGGUGGAUCGUCCUGUGCUUGCUGCUCGCCUGGACCGUUGUCUUCUUCAUCGUGAUGAAAGGCAUCCAGUCUUCUGGCAAGGUCGUGUACUUCACUUCGCUCUUCCCGUACGUAGUGCUGACCAUCUUCUUCAUAAGAGGCAUCACAUUGAAGGGCGCGGCUGCUGGGCUCAUUCACAUGUAUACGCCCAAGAUUGAAAAAUUAUUAAAUCCGACUGUGUGGCUCGACGCCGCCACACAAGUAUUUUACUCCUUUGGACUCGCCUUUGGCUCUUUGAUUGCCUUUGGCAGUUACAACCAGCAGAACAACAAUUGUGUCCGAGACGUGGUUUUUGUGUCCAUCACUAAUGCAGUCACAGCCAUUUACGCCAGCGUUGUCAUUUUCUCCAUCCUUGGCUUCAAAGCUAUGGCCAAUGUUGACAGAUGCAUUGAACACAACAUGGAACGGAUGUUUGAGCACCACUUGAUAAGUGCCCCCAAUGUCAGCACCGAAGUUUACGAGCAGGUCAUGUCCACUCUUAACGAAACCGUCUUGCACACGUGGAAAAUGCAUGAGUGCAGUCUCGAAAGGGAGCUGGAUCAGGCUGCAGAGGGCACUGGUCUGGCCUUCAUCGUUUUCACACAAGCCAUUGUCGAGCUUCCGGGAGCACCGUUUUGGGCCAUUAUUUUCUUCUUGAUGCUGCUCUCGCUGGGUCUUGGAUCUCAAAUUGGAAUUUUGGAGGGGAUGUUGUGCACAAUUUUUGACAUUGACUUCUUCAGGGAGAGGAUACCGAAGCAAUACUUGACAGCUGGAGUUUGCAUCAUUUGUUUCUUCGUCGGGCUUAUUUUCUGCACUGGUGCCGGAGAAUACUGGUUGUCUCUGUUUGAUUCCUUCGCUGGCACAAUAGGUCUAGUUGUGAUCGCCCUCCUUGAGAUGAUUGCUGUCAUGUAUAUCUACGGCCACGAAAAGUUCACAAAAGACAUUUACGACAUGACUGGCUACCGCCCUGGCCUUUACUGGCAAAUUACCUGGCGUUACCUGGGCCCCAUCAUUAUGACCUGCAUCCUCACAGCUUCGAUUUUGCACAAGAUUAUGCACCGGCCAACCUACUCAGCCUGGGACGCCACAACAGGAACUACAGUUUCAACAGUUUACCCAGACUGGGUCAUGGUGAUCGCCAUCUGCAUCAUUGCAGUUGGUGUUUUGCCAAUUCCUGCGGUGUUCUUGCUCAGGCGAUUCCAGUGUCUCAAGUUGGACACGGACAUCCACCAGGGAGCAAUCAGGAGGAUCGACACCACUGCUUCAACCAGAGAAAUGAUGGCAGAUGUUGAUUUCGAUGAAGUUGAGAUGGAUGAGUACCACGACUACCCCAACAGUCAAGAAGUCGAUGAUUCUCCGGAUGACCACUUACGACCACCGAGGAGAAUAUUCAAGAUGGAGGUGUUAGACGACUGAACGUAGUUCUAGAGAAAAAUCACACCUAGGGUACUGCAAAACUAGACGAGUAAUAAUGACUACUAAAAACUAGUUGUUAAUAAUAAUGCGAUAUAUUUUGUGUGGAGUGAUGACAAAUUGUAGAUACUUAGUUCUAAUGUGUUGAAGCAUUAGAAUCUUGUAAUUUUAAGAGUGUAGCAAGGAGGAGAAGAAAAAUACUCAAAAGCGAUUUUAAAUUUAAUGCAUUUGUACAAAGGUUGAAAUAUGAUGUAUCAAAGUCAUUGAUUGUCAAAGAAAAUAUCUCUCUGAUCACACACAUCAAUAACGAUAAAACAAACAAGCUCAGUUACAUCAGUACCGUGAAUUAAAAGUCUAUUGUGGACAGCGUGCAUAAAACAUAAUUGUGAGGAAAAAAUCAGCACUUAGUAUCGGCAAGUGCCUUCUCGAUUGGAGAUACUGAAUACACAGAAUGCACAUAU